Messenger RNA from Parnassius apollo (apollo), 312 nucleotides. NCBI's taxonomy places the organism in Eukaryota, Metazoa, Arthropoda, Insecta, Lepidoptera, Papilionidae. The record is from the annotation of a GenBank genome assembly.
AUGAAUGAUCCAUAUAACGUGACCAAGAAUUUGCCAACACUAUAUUCUGAGAGACGUAAAGGUGAUUACGGAGAAUCUGUUGGUGACAUUGGUAUAUCGUCUCCGACUAAACAAGUGACCGGAAACCAACAAUAUCGUCUCGAAUUAAGGUAUAUAGCCACAGAGUUGCCGCGCUUUGUAUGUGCGCCUAACAACUUAAAGAAGCAUUUUGAGACAUGUGAAGAAUUGAAUCAUCAAGAGUUCGUGUUCACAUCCGUGUUGGGGCUGGAGCAGUUCACCAGACUCUGCCUUGAAUCAACUGUCGGGCUUUAG